AUGGCAGCAACCCAAUUGAAAUCCAAGCGACCCACAUGCCCAUCUUGCUCCAAACCCGCAAGUCUCUGCCUUUGCAUUCGGAUCCAGAAUCCGGGUCUUCAAAACAAGGUAAACAUCACCAUUCUCCAACACAGUUUAGAGAGAAAACACCCCCUUAAUUCUGCAAGAAUUGCAAAACUAGGGCUUAAAAAUGUCACUGUAAGCACUGUUUCUGAUGUUAAAUUUGAUGCCAAGUUCACGAUCCAUUUGCUUGACCCGGGUCAUGAUUUGGGUUCGGGUCAAAAUGGAGAAAAAAGUUCAGAUUUUUAUCAAGUUAUGGAUGAUAAAGUCGAUGAAUUUCAUGCUAAUCAUGUAAUUGAAGGUAGGAAAGAGCCAGUGAUUACUUUUAGUAUAGGUAAAUAUGGAGUUGUUACUGAUAUUGGUAUUGGCAAUGUAUGGAUGCCUCAUGUUCAGUGGAAAAGAAGGCUAAGUUUUGAUAAGAUUUUGGCCUCAAAAGUGGCUGUUGAUGAUUUGGAGAAAGGUUUUGUUGUUAAAAAGCUGCAAAAGAAAAGGGUUAAUGGGAGUGAAGAAUUGGAAGAGUUGGAAGAGUUUGAAGUUGUGGUGCUUCCAGGUUCAGUGCUUUUAUUUCCUAGUAAGAAUGGAUUUGAUAUUGAUGGUCUUAAAGCAAUGAACUUUGAAGUGAAGAAUUUGAUUGUAUUGGAUGGGACAUGGUCAAAGGCAAGGAGAAUGUUUUGUGAGAAUCCUUGGUUGAGGUUUUUGCCACAUUUGAAGUUGGAUUUGGAUAAGUUAAGUUUGUAUAGUGAGAUUAGACAUCAGCCAAAAGCUGGUUAUUUGUCUACUAUUGAGAGCAUUGUUUAUGCGUUGGAGGAAAUAGGAGAUUAUCCUGAAGGGUUGGAUGAUCUUUUGGGUGUUUUUGAGUCGAUGGUUGUUGAUCAAAGACGAUUUAAAGAUGAGAGGCUGAGCAAGCUUUCUUCUGCAUAA
Dovyalis caffra is the source of this 981-nucleotide messenger RNA. The record is from the annotation of a GenBank genome assembly. Lineage: Eukaryota; Viridiplantae; Streptophyta; Magnoliopsida; Malpighiales; Salicaceae.